This is a messenger RNA of Drosophila teissieri, 1171 nucleotides long. Its product is annotated as leucine-rich repeat extensin-like protein 3. The transcript is spliced from 2 exons. The coding region runs from base 59 to 973 and encodes 304 amino acids. Gene Ontology annotation, cellular component: extracellular region. Lineage: Eukaryota; Metazoa; Arthropoda; Insecta; Diptera; Drosophilidae. The record is from RefSeq and is a predicted model, not a curated record. Gene Ontology annotation, molecular function: chitin binding.
AUUCGCUAACCAGCAGAGAAGUUGAAACUGCUGUAGCAGAGGCAUUAUCGAACGCAACAUGAGAGUUUACCACUUGCUGCUGAUUGGAAUCGGUUUGGUGGCCAUCGCCGGCGGUCGUGAGGCUCUGGCCCAUCCACCCAGGUCCGAUCCCGAGCCGUGUACUCCUCCUCCGGAUCCGUGCACGACAACAACAUGUCCACCACCGCCGCCUCCACCAUGCACCACAACACCAUGUCCACCACCACCGCCGCCACCGUGCACAACAACACCAUGUCCACCACCACCACCUCCCCCGUGCAUAACAACCACAUGUCCACCACCAGAGCCGCCACCGUGCAGGACAACCACAUGUCCACCACCAGAGCCGCCACCGUGCAGGACCACCACAUGUCCACCACCAGAGCCGCCACCGUGCAGGACGACCACAUGUCCGCCACCACCACCACCACCGUGCACAAGGACUCCACCACCACCACCGUGCACAAGGACUCCACCACCACGCCCCUGCACCAGGACACCACCACCACCCCCCUGCACCAGGACACCACCACCACCACCACCGUGCACCAGGACACCACCACCACCACCGUGCCACAGACCACCACCACCACCACCGUGCACCACCACUCCACCCUGCACCCCACCGUGCACCACCACUCCAUCCUGCACCACCACAACCACUUGCCCGCCACCAGUCGGUAACCCUGAUGGGGCCAACAGCGGUAACAACAACGAACCUGGAUCCGGCGAUGCACUGACUCCACAAGCCAAGGUGCUGAUCUCGCGCCACGAUUGCCGUGGCCAGGACGAUGGAGUGUUCCUCGCCGACGUGCGCCACUGUCGCCGCUACUACGUGUGCAGCCGGCAGAGGUCGAAGCGCCAGAACUGCCCCUCCGGCUUCUGGUUCGAUCGCCAGCUGAACGCCUGCCGCCUGGCCAGUCUGGUCACCAACUGUGACGCCAUGCGCAACUGAGGUGGUUAGCUGCCAGUAGGCCGAUGUGCCAGUGUGGCCAUGCGCACAUGCAACGCAAAUUGGCUUUUCAGAACUUCUUUUUUUUUCCACUAUUUCAAAGAGUAUAGCAAAGCAAGUGUGAAUUAAUUGUAAACUAUUCCAAAGCAGUAAUGAGAAAUAUUCGACCGAUCAUACAAUAAAUAAGAGUGAGCAAUCAUA